GGGACCCCAGACCCCGGUUCCCCGCCCGGGAGCCGAGAACAGGCAGGGAAGGUGCUGGCUGGCCCGGCGCGCCGGGGGCCACGAUGUUCGACAGCUCUCAGUACCCAUACAACUGCUUCAACGACGAGGACGACGCGGGCAGCGCCGACCCGGACCAGCGGCUCACGCGGCCCGCGUACAGCUACAUCGCGCUCAUCGCCAUGGCCAUCCAGCACAGCCCUGCGCGCAGGAUCACCCUGGCGGGCAUCUACGACUUCAUCGUGCGCAAGUUCCCCUACUACCGCGCCAACCAGCGCGCCUGGCAGAACUCGAUCCGCCACAACCUGUCGCUCAACAGCUGCUUCGUCAAGGUGCCGCGGGCCGACGGCCACGACAAGGGCAAGGGUAACUACUGGACGUUCGCGGGCGGCUGCGAGUCGCUGCUCGACCUCUUCGAGAACGGCGACUACAGGCGGCGGCGCCGGCGGCACGGCCCCAAGCGGGCAGCGCGCGCAGAGGGACCGCCCGGCUCCAGGGAGCCCGCGGACGCGCCGGCCACCGUCGGCGGGGGGCUGGGUGUCCCUGGACGCACGGCCCCAGCUCCCGCCAGCCCCGCCGCGCCCGGAAAACCAGGACGCGGGGACCUCAAGUUCAGCAUCGAGUCCAUCCUGUCGGCCCCGGACCCCUGUCCGCGGCCGGAGGCGCUGCCUGCGGGCCUCCACUUCUGGGCCCUGUGAGGCGCCCCUGGGCCUCAGCGUUCUCAGGAGAGGGGCUUGCCGCCCCGCCAGGGCCCUCGGGCGGGAUUCCUCCAGGGGCCCUUCUAAGGAAC
Molecule: messenger RNA, 808 nt
Organism: Ochotona princeps (American pika)
Lineage: Eukaryota; Metazoa; Chordata; Mammalia; Lagomorpha; Ochotonidae
Gene: FOXL3
Product: forkhead box L3
Exons: 3
Coding region: 84-716 (210 amino acids)
Biological process (GO): anatomical structure morphogenesis; regulation of transcription by RNA polymerase II; cell differentiation
Molecular function (GO): DNA-binding transcription factor activity, RNA polymerase II-specific; RNA polymerase II cis-regulatory region sequence-specific DNA binding
Source: RefSeq, a predicted model, not a curated record